AUGUAUGCAGAACCCUUGCACCUGUGGGACUCAUCUUCUAAAGUUCUCGCAAAUCUCACCACUAGUUUCACAUUCAUCAUCGACAAGGUGAAUGAUACCUCAUAUGGUGAUGGCUUUGCCUUUUACUUGGCACCUCUUGGGUACCAGAUUCCUCCAAACUCAGCAGGUUCAACUGACCCACCAAUGAAACAUGUGGGGAUUGAUGAUAACUCUCUCACAUCUGUGGCUUUUGCCAUGUUUGAUAUUGACAACAACAUUGGGAACCCUUGUCAUGCUUUGAUUACUUACACUGCAUCCACCAAUACUCUUGUUGUGUCUUGGUACUUCCAUGGAAACACAAGCAAAAACACAAGCAUAAAUUCUUCUCUUUCUUAUCAGGUUGACUUCACGAAGAUUCUACCAGAGUGGGUGAAUGUUGGGUUUUCAGCUUCAACUAGCCUUGCCACAUAA
Messenger RNA from Gastrolobium bilobum, 450 nucleotides. RefSeq names its product mannose/glucose-specific lectin Cramoll-like. The transcript is spliced from 2 exons. The coding region runs from base 1 to 450 and encodes 149 amino acids. The record is from RefSeq and is a predicted model, not a curated record. NCBI's taxonomy places the organism in Eukaryota, Viridiplantae, Streptophyta, Magnoliopsida, Fabales, Fabaceae. Gene Ontology annotation, molecular function: carbohydrate binding.